Messenger RNA from Biomphalaria glabrata, 3256 nucleotides. RefSeq lists its product as uncharacterized. The record is from RefSeq and is a predicted model, not a curated record. Bases 308 to 1150 code for a protein of 280 amino acids. The transcript is spliced from 6 exons. NCBI's taxonomy places the organism in Eukaryota, Metazoa, Mollusca, Gastropoda, Planorbidae.
CCAUGAAUUGACACUAGAAUAUAUUAGAUCUUUACUUUAGUUCCACGAUGAGACACGACAGCUUAUUAUUAUGUUUCCCCGGAAAAUGGUGAGCGCUUUUUAACCUAGCACUCACUGAGAUGCAGCCUAUCAGAGCCUCAGGAUAAGUGUUGCUAUCUACCAUGUUUUGCAUAUCAUUACAGCUGCACUGCACAGACAAUAUCUGUAUCCCUCAAGUGCUCAAGUCGUUUUUUUUUCUCUAAUUAUUUUAAGAUACACUGUUUAAUAUUUUGCAUAUUGUGGAUAUAUAGUUUCAAUAGACAUAAUCAUGAUAAAUAAAAAAACAGCAUUGAUUCUUGGACUCCCUGCUGCUUUUGUAAUGAUUUCAGGGAUUAUCCUUUCCCUCUUGAUUUACUUCUUAAUGAGUACUUUAGAAGAUGGUUUCAUCAAACGGAAUACUGAUAUCCAACUUGACGACAGAAGCCAUAGUAGAUACCAAUCUGGAGGCAGAGAUAACUCAGGCCAUAAGGAAUGGAAAAGGGCGAUAGAGAUACUGAACCAGUCAUAUGAUCUACCAUAUCCAGCUUUUUCUCGAGACUCAGAAAGUGACAACAAUGCCUACUUAUUCAUUACCAAAUAUCCUUUUUGGAUUUUAGGAUUCCUUUAUGUCAUCCCUGGACUGUUUGGUCUUCUGUCCGCUCUAUUCCAGAAGAAAGGCUUGUACAUUGUUUCCAUCAUCUUCUCUGUGAUAUCUCUGCUCCUAAUGGCGGCAAUGGCGGCAGUUGGUUUCUUAUUUGUAUUUGCUGUGCUGUUUGUGUUAGGCACUGUCUCCAGCCAGUGCCACGAUGAGAAUGGUGUUUGCAAGUGUGGAGGUGAAACAUAUAACCAAUUCAAAAGUUGCUCCACCAUUUCUUCUGUAUUCUCCCUGUUGAUGUCAAUCACUGGCUUUAUCGUCAUCGGAUGGAUUGCUGUCUUGGUGAUGCUAAUCAUCUGUAGCUACUUCACCUGCUGUGCUAAGACCAUAUCAACUGGAGGGAUUGUGCUGUCCCCUGCUCAGCAGCCCAUGAUACCAUUGGAGGCUGAUCCUAAUGCAGCUACCUACACCCAGCAGUCUUACAACUAUCCACCCCCGCAGCAGUACUAUGACCAAAGUAUUCCCAGCAAAGUGUAAGGACUACAUCAGCCGGGACCAGAAAGCCUGACAAAACAGAGAUCGGCUGUCAGGCUCCUGUUCUUCUUUUUAUAUUAUGUGUCUCAAAUUAUAUUCUUUAAACACACUUCAGGCAAUCUAGGUAUUAUGUCAAAGUGCACAAGUUUUGAAAGCAUGCGAUAAAAGGAAUCUCUAAGUUUUCAUUGUCUUUGUUCUGUCUUGGCUUGCUAUCUUUAGCUUUGGUCUGUUAUAAAGAUGUUAGAUGUUGAAAUGUCUAUUGCAAAAAUGCCAUUGACUUGUCAGUAAAAUAAUUCAUGCAUAAUUAAUAGUUAUAUUAUUUUCAUAAAAUAUGUAGCAGCUGAGCUUCUUUGAAGAUACAUCUCUGAAUUAUUAUAUACCUACAACCUCAACAAAUAGGUCUUUUUCUGUUGCAAAGACUUUUGAGUGUGUACAGUAGAUAGCUACUAAAGAAAAUUAUUUCAAAAAGCCAAUGUAACAUCAGCAUAUCAGGAAUAUCACACUCAAGAGCAAGCAUAACCAUACUGCUCAAUUGUUUGUUUCAUUGAUUUAAAAAAUGUUAAGAUUUUUUAAUAGUCAUAUUUCUACAGUUUUUUAAAUCUUAAUUUGAAAAUAUUGUUUGGUUGUUAAUGAUAUGGCACUAAACUAUGUUGGUUUUAAUAUAUAUUUCUGUAUGUAAAAACGUGUUUUUGAGUAAUCUUUUUCGUCAGGUAGCACAUUGUAAGGUAGAAGAGAAGUCAGAAUACCAGACAGAAAAAAGCUUUUUUUUUUCUAGUAGUGUGAUAAUAAAACCUCCAUAACUUUCCUUGGUGCAUUAAUCUCAAAAUCAGUUUAUCAGAAUAAUGAUGAAACAAAGGCAUUUUUCUAGUUAAGUUUUAAAGAAAAAACUUUUAAAUUAUAUCUGUCUCAUAAAAUGAAAUUCAAUUUGACAAUUUGAUUGGAAAUAAAACACUUUCUGGGUUCAAUUAAUGUUGUUAGCAUCUGUGCCAUAUAGAAGUGCAUUCAGCUUAUAAUAUUUGUUUCAAGGAUAUUUUUUUAUUAUAAAUGUAUCUGUACCUUGUACACGACAAUAUUUUGUACCCUGUGAGAUAAAAAAAAAAUUAUUUUUUUUUCUAAUAGCUUUUAUACUAAUAAAUUUUUUUAAGUGACACCCUUUUCACUUAAUAAUAUUGUGAUUCGGGGGGGAUAGUAGCUGAAUGGUACAGUGCUUGGCUUUGGAACAGAAGGUCUCGGGUUUGAAUCAUGGGAAAGAUUGGGAUUUUGAAUUUGUGGAUUUUUUUGUUUAGGACUUCCCUGAUUCCAACUAGCUCUAAUGAGUACCUGACAUAAGUUGGGGAAAGUGAAGGUGGUUGGCUGUUGUGUUGGCCAUAGAAGCAGAUGACCUUUACAUCAUUUGCCCAGUAAAUCACAAGGUAGUUUACUUUAAUUUUGCCUCCUUUGCUCUAUUUUAGGUUAUUGCAAUUAUAUUUAAACAUUUUAAUUUCGCAUUUCUAUAACAUAGCUCAAGUAAUAUCUCUAUUUUACUCAUUAUACAUGUUGAGACAUAUUUUUGUUAAAAUUGUAGCAUCAGUUGAAAAAUAUUCUUUUCAAGUUUUGAAAACAUUAUUUACCAGAAUGUUUGUUUUUCUGUUGUCUUUAUUUUACUUGUGCCUUUAAUAAAUCUCAUUACAGUAACUUAAAAUUAUUUUUUGAUAACAUAAAUUCUUUUUCAUAUAUACUUUAUAAUUUAGAGCUCUUCAUUUAGAAUGAAAUUCUUUUUAUUAAAAGAAAUAUAUAUCUUAUCUCAUGCCUAGAUCAUAAUUUAGCUUGUAUAAUUUUUGACUGUGUGUAGAUGAUGAUCUUAAUGUUUGUCCAAGAGUAUGUUGUAAAGUUUUUUUGUUGUUUUUUUUUAAAAAGGAUGUUGCGCAUUGUAACUUUUGAUUAAAAGUAUAGCAGACUGCAAAACUGAAUUUUCAAUUGAAAUAGAAUUUAAGUGUAUACGAAAAUAAUUCUUUUACUCUUCACUGUAGAGAAACUAAAAUAGCUUAUUAGAAAAAUGAAAUUACUUACCAAGAUGUAUUUAUGCGGAUACUCAAUAGUUUUAUUUAUGCAAAUUUAUUUAAAAAAGAU